AUGGCAGACGAAAUGCCAAAUGGGGGAUCGCCACUCCCCAAACCCAAUGCCACCAGCAAACCAUCUGAGCAUACCAUGGACGACGAGCAAUGGAAGCACCGUCCACCAUAUCUGAUUCAAUCGCCAGAGGAAUUUGGUCCGGCAAAGUGGCAAGCAAAAUGCCAGUGUGGUCAAGUCUCCUAUAAGAUUAGUCGAGACAAGCCGCUCAAGGCCAAGUACUGUCAUUGUCGAGGUUGCCAAGUCAUGCAUGGAGCUCCUUUCCAAUGGGCUGCAAUAUUCCACAAGUCUGAUUUAACGUUCGACAAGGGAGCCGCUGGUCUCUCGUUCUAUUCUUCCGCUCACAGUACGAGAGAAUACGAGGUCCCGACAAAAGUAUCAUGUUCAUUCUGUCGGACUCCCCUCAUGGACGAAGGACGAAAUGUAUGCCUCAUUUUCCCAGAAUCCAUUGUCGCUGGUGAUUCAGAGGAGGACCGCCAAAAGUGGAGGGAGGCUUUCGCACCUGAUUGUCAUAUUUUCUACGGCAAACGUUGCAUAGAUAUUCUAGAUGGCAAGACUAAAUGGUCAGGAAUGGAUGAAGAUAGUGAGCUGCUGGAUGACUAUGUAUCUACUCCUAGAUUUUUCCUGAAUGAUAUCUUCAAGAUAGUUCGUGUCUGUAUCUAUACAUCCAUCCGCGCGGUCUGCUACCCUCAAGCCCAGAAGCCAAUGAACGGCAUUGACGAGAGCAUGUUCCUCUAA
Molecule: messenger RNA, 735 nt
Organism: Aspergillus thermomutatus
Lineage: Eukaryota; Fungi; Ascomycota; Eurotiomycetes; Eurotiales; Aspergillaceae
Product: GFA family protein
Exons: 4
Coding region: 1-735 (244 amino acids)
Molecular function (GO): carbon-sulfur lyase activity
Source: RefSeq, a predicted model, not a curated record